AUGGAGGAGCUGGCAGAGCAUGGUGUUUUCCUGCCUUAUAAUAUGCAAGGGCUGACAGAUGAGCAAAUCGAAGAACUGAAGUUAAAGGAUGAGUGGGCAGAAAAGUGUGUACCAAGUGGUGGAAGUGUCUUCAAGAAGGAUGAAAUUGGGCGAAGAAAUGGACAUGCUCCAAAUGAAAAAAUGCAGCAAGUUAUAAAGAAGACAAUAGAGGAAGCCAAGGCAUUAAUCUCUAGGAAACAAGUUCAGGCCAACGUGUGUGUUAAUAUGGAGACGGUGAAAGAUGCGUUGGACCAACUCCGAGGGGCUGUAAUGAUUGUGUAUCCAAUGGGAUUGCCUCCACAUGAUCCAAUUAGGAUGGAGUUUGAAGAUAAAGAAGACUUGUCGGGAACUCAUGCUGGACUUGAAGUCAUAGAAGAAUCAGAAGCACAGUUAUGGUGGGCAGGAAAAGAGCUGAAAGAAACGAAGUUGCUCUCUGACUAUGUAGGCAAAAAUGAGAAAACAACCAUCAUUGUCAAGAUUCAGAAAAAAGGACAAGGAGCUCCAGGGCGUGAACCUCUGAUUAGUCACGAAGAGCAAAAACAGAUGAUGCUGUAUUACUACAGAAAGCAGGAGGAACUUAAGAAACUAGAAGAGGAUGAUGACGACUCGUUUUUAAAUGCUGAGUGGGCAGACAACCAUGCUUUGAAAAGGCAAUUUCAUGGUGUAAAAGACAUCAAGUGGGGGCCAAGAUGAAGCUCUCCAAACACCUUGCUGCCUCUUUAAGCUCUUCGGUUGAUUCACUUGUUUGCAGUGAGGAGUUGUGUUGUUUGCCAUAGAUUCUGCAGACAGAAGCUGAAAUUGUCCCUUCCAUAGCAGAUGCCU
Molecule: messenger RNA, 861 nt
Organism: Eurypyga helias (sunbittern)
Lineage: Eukaryota; Metazoa; Chordata; Aves; Eurypygiformes; Eurypygidae
Gene: CFAP298
Product: chromosome unknown open reading frame, human C21orf59
Exons: 6
Coding region: 1-732 (243 amino acids)
Biological process (GO): regulation of cilium movement
Source: RefSeq, a predicted model, not a curated record